UCCGCCCCUUCCCUCCCCCUGCCCUUUGCCCUCCGGGAAUGCCCCAGCCGGAAGCCGCCGCGGCCCCAGCAUGGCUCUGCCGGCCCCCGGGCUGGCCCUGCUCUGCUGGCUGCUCCAGCUGCAGGCGUCCCUGGAGGCGUCAGUCUUCCUAGCCCAGGAGGAAGCGCACGGCGUCUUGCACAGACACAAGCGUGCCAACUACUUCCUGGAGGAGCUGAGGCCAGGCAGCCUGGAGCGGGAGUGCAGGGAGGAGCAGUGCUCCUUUGAGGAGGCCCGGGAGAUCUUCAAGAGCCCGGAGAGGACGAAGCAGUUCUGGAUUUCCUAUAACGAUGGGGACCAGUGCGCCUCCAACCCGUGCCAGCACGGGGGCUCCUGCAUGGACCAGCCCCAGUCCUACAUCUGCUUCUGCCCGCCAAGCUUCGAGGGCCGGAACUGUGAGACAGACAAGAACACCCAGCUGAUCUGUGCAAACCAGAACGGCGGCUGUCAGCAGUACUGCAGCGACCACGAGGGAGCGGGGCGCUCCUGCCGGUGCCACGAGGGGUACACACUGAUGCCAGAUGGGGUGUCCUGCACCCCCACAGUUGAGUAUCCCUGCGGGAAAAUGCCGGUUCUGGAAAAAAGAAAUGCCAGCAGCCCCCAAGGUCGAAUCGUGGGAGGCAGGGUGUGCCCGAAAGGGGAGUGCCCGUGGCAGGCCGUGCUGCUGGUGGGAGGGCAGCUGCUGUGCGGGGCCACCCUGCUGAGCCCCAGCUGGCUGGUGUCUGCGGCCCACUGCUUCGACAAGAUCCAGAGCUGGAGGAACGUGUCUGUGGUGUUGGGCGAGCACGACCUCAGCGAGGUGGAAGGGACGGAGCAGGCGCGGCGGGUGGCGCAGCUCAUCCUGCCCAGCAAGUACGUGGCCGGCAAGACGGACCACGACAUCGCGCUGCUGCGGCUGCACCGGCCCGCGCUGCUCACCGACCACGUGGUGCCCCUGUGCCUGCCCGAGCCCGCGUUCGCCGAGGGCGCGCUGGCGGCCGUCCGCUUCUCGUGGGUGAGCGGCUGGGGCCAGCUGCUGGACCGCGGGGCCACGACGCUGGAGCUCAUGGCCGUGGCCGUGCCGCGCAUGCUGACGCAGGACUGCCGGGAGCGGUCGCGCCGCACGCCCGAGAGCCCCGAGCUCACCGAGAACAUGUUCUGCGCCGGCUACCUGGACGGCAGCAAGGACUCCUGCAAGGGCGACAGCGGGGGCCCGCACGCCACGCGCUACCGCGGCACGUGGUACCUGACGGGCGUGGUCAGCUGGGGCGAGGGCUGCGCGGCCGUGGGCCACGUCGGGGUGUACACCAGGGUCUCCCGCUACGCCGCGUGGCUCACCGGGCUCAUGCGCUCCAGGCCCCGGCUGGGCAUCACGCGGGCCCCGCUGCCCUAGCG
Messenger RNA from Perognathus longimembris pacificus (Pacific pocket mouse), 1413 nucleotides. It is a transcript of the gene F7, whose product is annotated as coagulation factor VII. Gene Ontology annotation, molecular function: serine-type endopeptidase activity; calcium ion binding. Gene Ontology annotation, biological process: blood coagulation; proteolysis. The transcript has 8 exons. The record is from RefSeq and is a predicted model, not a curated record. The coding region runs from base 71 to 1411 and encodes 446 amino acids. Lineage: Eukaryota; Metazoa; Chordata; Mammalia; Rodentia; Heteromyidae. Gene Ontology annotation, cellular component: extracellular region.